AUGACUGUGGUUGAGCACUUGAACUUCUAUGCUCGAAUCCGAGGAGUGCCUGAUCCCACACACAACGUCAAUGAGGUGAUGCGAGCAGUCGGUCUCCAGCCUUAUGCAAAUCGUAUGGCGGCUAAACUCUCGGGCGGUAACAAGCGCAAGCUCUCGCUUGGAAUCGCUCUCAUGGGCAACCCUUCGGUGCUGCUCCUUGACGAACCUUCUUCCGGCAUGGACGCUGCCAGCAAACGAGUCAUGUGGCGGACUCUUGCUUCCGUUGUGCCCGGCCGCUCGCUCGUGCUCACCACACACAGCAUGGAGGAAGCCGACGCGCUCGCCAACCGAGCAGGAAUCAUGGCGAGUAGAAUGCUGGCGCUAGGAACAACCGACUACCUCCGACGAAAACACGGUGACGCCUAUCACGUGCACCUCGUACACAAAGCCGCACCCCACACCGCUGACGCCGACAUGGAAAGAAUCCGGCAAUUCGUCACGGCCGAGUUCCCUGGCGCCAACGUCGAAGAGAAGACCUGGCACGGCCAGAUGAGAUUCUCCGUGCCCAUGAACACUCGCAAUGCCUCCGUCGUGUCGGAAAAGGACGCCAUCGCCGUGGGAGAUCGUGCUCCGGCCACCUCCAUGGGCGCCAGCAUCUCCGCGCUCUUCACGUUACUGGAGAAGAACAAGCAGAACCUCGGCUUCGAGUAUUACAGUGUCAGUCAGACGACGCUGGAUCAGGUCUUUUUGAGUAUCGUCGGUAAGCAUAAUGUCGAGGGCGAGGAUCAUCGGGGAGACGGGGGUGGGAAUGGCGUUGCGUACGAUGUUAAUGGUUUGCGGUUUGGGGGAUUCGGUUGGUACUAG
Molecule: messenger RNA, 843 nt
Organism: Endocarpon pusillum Z07020
Lineage: Eukaryota; Fungi; Ascomycota; Eurotiomycetes; Verrucariales; Verrucariaceae
Exons: 2
Coding region: 1-843 (280 amino acids)
Biological process (GO): lipid transport; transmembrane transport
Cellular component (GO): intracellular membrane-bounded organelle; membrane
Molecular function (GO): ATP binding; ABC-type transporter activity; ATP hydrolysis activity
Source: RefSeq, a predicted model, not a curated record